UAACGCAUUUCUCACGGCCUCUGAAUACCAACGAAUUGUGUUUACGACAAUAUUAGUAUUUAUUUAAUCAAUCAAUGGACGAUUUGGUUGAUUCGGGCCGACAGUUGAAACAAUGAACAAUUGAAAAUUGACACUAAUUCAGCGGUUUUGUUGGUAAAUUAUUGACAAGUGCUUGUUAACAAUCUGUUGAGGAGUUUGAUGAUGGCACAGACUUGCAAUCAGAAGCGCAAUGCUUACAGCAUUGAACAGAUACUCGGCCAUUCGACGAAAAAUGAAGAUCACUCAAGACCAUCGCAGACAGUUGGUCACCUCUCGGCCGAUGAUGAGGAGCUACUUGCGAGUGGUCAGGGAUAUAAUUCAGUGAUGCCAGUAAAAAUAGAGGACAUGGAUAGACCGAAGAAGGUCAGAAGAUCGAGAACAACAUUUACAACUUAUCAGUUGAAUGAGUUGGAGAAGGCGUUUGAGAAAACUCAGUAUCCCGAUGUCAAUUAUAGGGAAUCACUGGCAUCUAAUUUGGAAUUGUCCGAGGCUCGAGUGCAGGUGUGGUUUCAAAAUCGUCGUGCAAAAUGGCGAAAGAAGGAGAAAACCCUGGGACGUGAUCCAACUUACAUGCACGUUGGACAAGGAGACGUCAAUGAAUUAUCUCUUCACGCCCAUUUUCUCCAAUCAGCUGGCCUCCCAGGGGCAAAUCCAUCGGGUCCCCCCAAUAGUUUUCUCUGGCCAGCCCUGAUGCCUCCGAUGUUCACAGCCCCGUGGCUCUCAAGCGCCCUGAAGAUGCCCCAACUCCACGCAAUAUUGUCACAAUACAACGGACUGGGUCCCCAGAACCUCGCCUCCCUCAUCCCACCGGGAUUUCCAUCAAAUCUCCUGGCCCAGUCGCAAAUUCAGCAUCCACAGCAUGGACGGGGCCCUCAGCAUCCGCUUCUCCUUGACAUUCAGAAUAUCCCGCAGAAUCUGAGUUCCAAGCAUCAACCUGAGCGCGACGAUGACUCGGCCUCCUCAGACGAUGAGAUGAGGAGACAGGUGCAGAGCGCUCAUGGACUCAGGGCCAAGGCUGAAGAAGUCAUUCGCAAGUCUGGUAACUAGGGAUGAACUGUUUGACAGGAUGCCAUUUACACUAACGGCCAUUGCCGCGGGAAAUUUUAAGGAUUGCAGGGGUUUUCCGCAGAUUUUGUUUCUUUUGUUGGUCAUUUUAUUGAAUUUGUUUUUAAAUCGGCGAGAAUUGUGGCGGGUUUUUCAGGUGGACUUCAUUUUUGGAGUUGUGUGGGGAAAUUGUUACUAUUUCAUGGAAAAAAUUUCGCAAAAUUUAUGAUUUUUUCAUUUUUUAAAAAUUUUUUUUCCAUGAAUUAAUAACGAAUGACUUAAUUUCGAAAAAUAUUUUUUUGCUAUAAAAUUGAG
Diachasma alloeum is the source of this 1398-nucleotide messenger RNA. It is a transcript of the gene hbn, whose product is annotated as retinal homeobox protein Rx1. Gene Ontology annotation, molecular function: RNA polymerase II transcription regulatory region sequence-specific DNA binding; DNA-binding transcription factor activity, RNA polymerase II-specific. Gene Ontology annotation, biological process: regulation of transcription by RNA polymerase II. The transcript is spliced from 4 exons. The record is from RefSeq and is a predicted model, not a curated record. Bases 199 to 1086 code for a protein of 295 amino acids. Lineage: Eukaryota; Metazoa; Arthropoda; Insecta; Hymenoptera; Braconidae.